Molecule: messenger RNA, 1383 nt
Organism: Histoplasma mississippiense
Lineage: Eukaryota; Fungi; Ascomycota; Eurotiomycetes; Onygenales; Ajellomycetaceae
Exons: 3
Coding region: 1-1383 (460 amino acids)
Biological process (GO): mitotic sister chromatid segregation; protein localization to mitotic spindle pole body; microtubule anchoring at mitotic spindle pole body
Cellular component (GO): MWP complex; microtubule organizing center; mitotic spindle
Molecular function (GO): protein binding
Source: RefSeq, a predicted model, not a curated record
AUGUCUACCAAAAGCCUCAUGAAAAACCUAAACUCGUGUGUUAUUCCGUCUGAGUAUUGCCGAUAUAUAUGCAUUCUUUCCGGCAAUAAACUAUCCAUAAUAUUCGCGCCGGAAGGCCAGAACAUCGUUCGAAAUAUCGCUCUCAAAGAGAGCAUUACGGGUUGCGUUAAAGCUCUUCGAUGGUCAAAACCGCCUGGGCCCUCAAUUGCUGAACCUGAUGCAUUUUCACCUGACAGCCAGCGCAUUCUCUACGCGAGCGGAAACUAUAUUUCCGUCUGGGAUGUGCACGAUGAGAAUUGGUGUGCCGAAAUCGAAGCUGGCGACACAUUCAAUUUCACCUAUGUCGAUUUUGCAGCCACGCAUGAUGAAGUUAUCGCCUUUUCGGAAUUCAACGUCCACCUAACGAUAUUCUCCUUGUCGACUGGUGGUCAGCGCGUGAUAAAAUCACCCAAGUUUUCCAAUGCGACCGGCUACGGUUUUCGUCCGGCUACGGGCCACCUGGCGCUGCUGCUGAAACUUGACGCGAAUGAUACCCUAACUAUCCAUGAGCCGGAAACUUAUGAAGCCAUCACUACGGUGACUCUUAACACCGUUGAUGCCCAGGGCUUAAAAUGGAGCCCCAAUGGCGCGUGGUUGGGUGUGUGGGACUCUGCGAGCACGACGCCCAGGGUUGAGAUUUACACUGCGGAUGGGCAGUAUUACAGGACCUAUAGUGAGGCAGCCAACGAUUCAAAUCUGGGAGUGAAAACGAUAGAAUGGAGUCCAGAUUCGCAACUUUUGGCUAUUGGGAGGCAUGAUGGAACUGUUGCACUGACUAACUGCAAGACAUCCAGCGUCACAAACGGGACGAGUGAGUAUGUCCUAGCUCCGAAAUCACCUGUUUUCCCAUAUACUUUCAGCAGCGCUGGUGGUGGGGCACGCGCGGUAUCCUCAAUUGCCUUCAGCAGAAACAGACAUAUGCUGGCAACAAUCGACCAGAGCCUUCCCCAUAUCGUGUGGAUGUGGUCAACCAAAAGCCAAACCCCCAAGUUGAUUGGUUCUUUGAUCCAAAAAUCCAGUGUCCGCCAGCUGCUCUGGUGUCCCACGUUCCCGGAGCUACUGAUGACAGCCAACGAAGAUGACAUACCCACAGUGCACCAAUGGAUAUGCAAUCGUAGACCGCGAAUCGCUCGAAUACCCCUUGCGGAUGGAGGAAAGUACUCCGUCUCUUGGGUCAGAGCAGACUGUCGCCAGAGUGGUUUGAUAUGGGUUGGAUGGCAGACUGGGUAUACGUUUGGUUACGUCGUAGGGAAUGGCACGGAAACAGGCUUUACUCAGAUUCUGAAUAUUGAAGAUGAGCAUCCGGCUUUCAAUAUGGAUGACUUCCCCAUUACAGGAACAUGA